Molecule: messenger RNA, 2717 nt
Organism: Ochotona princeps (American pika)
Lineage: Eukaryota; Metazoa; Chordata; Mammalia; Lagomorpha; Ochotonidae
Gene: WASF3
Product: WASP family member 3
Exons: 10
Coding region: 239-1750 (503 amino acids)
Biological process (GO): positive regulation of Arp2/3 complex-mediated actin nucleation; actin cytoskeleton organization
Cellular component (GO): lamellipodium; SCAR complex; cytoskeleton
Molecular function (GO): Arp2/3 complex binding; protein kinase A regulatory subunit binding; actin binding
Source: RefSeq, a predicted model, not a curated record
GUGGCCCGGCCGGAGGCGGCGUCGCUCGCGCCGCUGCGUGCGGUGUGGUGCGGGAGGGGGCGCCGGGCGGCCGCGGCGCGGCGGGACCAUGGAGCUGGGCGCGCUGCCUCGGCGCCGGCGGCGGGACCGCGGAGCGUUUUGAUUUUGAUGUCACUGCUGAUAUCUGAGCCAACAGUGGUAAUGCUACCGGAGGCAGCCUUCUGCAAUCCCUGAGUCAACAGCUACAUGAUUUUGAGCCAUGCCUUUAGUGAAGAGGAACAUCGAACCCCGGCACUUGUGCCGUGGGGCUCUGCCGGAAGGAGUUAGCAGUGAACUCGAGUGUGUGACCAACAGUACUCUUGCUGCAAUCAUACGCCAGCUAAGCAGUCUGAGCAAACAUGCAGAAGACAUAUUUGGUGAGUUGUUUAAUGAGGCCAACAACUUCUACAUCAGAGCCAAUUCUCUGCAAGACAGAAUUGAUCGUCUCGCUGUCAAAGUUACCCAGCUGGAUUCCACAGUGGAAGAGGUGUCACUGCAGGAUAUCAACAUGAAAAAAGCUUUCAAAAGUUCCACAGUCCAAGACCAGCAGGUGGUUUCAAAGAACAGCAUCCCCAACCCUGUUGCUGACAUUUACAACCAGAGCGACAAACCACCGCCCCUGAACAUCCUGACCCCGUACAGAGAUGAUAAGAAAGAUGGGCUGAAGUUCUAUACUGAUCCUUCGUACUUCUUUGACCUCUGGAAAGAAAAAAUGCUGCAGGACACAGAAGACAAAAGGAAAGAAAAAAGGCGUCAAAAGGAGCAAAAGCGUAUAGAUGGCACCACUCGUGAGGUGAAAAAGGUUAGAAAAGCCAGAAACAGGCGCCAGGAGUGGAAUAUGAUGGCAUAUGACAAAGAGCUUAGACCCGACAACAGGUUGUCUCAGAGUGUGUACCACGGCGCAUCUUCCGAGGGAUCCCUGUCCCCAGACACUAGAUCUCACGCGUCGGAUGUCACGGAUUACUCUUACCCGGCCACUCCCAAUCAUUCUCUGCACCCCCAGCCGGGGACGCCGUCCUAUGCAGCCGCUGAUGCAGCACCACACGGGCCUGCCAGCCAGGCCCCUGAGCAUGAGUACCGGCCCCCCUCGGCCUCAGCCAGGCACAUGGCCCUCAACAGACCUCAGCAGCCCCCGCCCCCGCCUCCGCCCCAGGCCCCGGAGGGGUCCCAGGCCUCGGCACCGAUGGCUUCAGCAGAUUUCGGAAUGCUCCCGGCCCAAAUCAUUGAGUAUUACAACCCAUCAGGACCACCUCCUCCACCGCCUCCGCCCAUGAUUCCUUCAGCACAAACUGCCUUCGUCAGCCCCCUUCAGGUCCCAGUGCAGCCUGCCUUUCCCGCGUCCGCCAGCUCCACGUACUCCACUCCUCCUCAUCCAGUGCCUGCCACUGGGCUCCUGGUCACGGCACCUCCUCCCCCAGGCCCUCCGCCUCCCCCACCAGGGCCUCCUGGUCCUGGCUCCUCUCUGUCAUCCUCCCCACUGCACGGUCCCCCCAUGGCUGAGGCCAAGCGCCCAGAACCUGCGCAGCCACCCAUCAGUGAUGCACGAAGCGACCUGCUUGCUGCCAUCCGGAUGGGAAUCCAGCUGAAAAAGGUCCAGGAGCAGCGCGAGCAGGAGGCCAAGCGGGGACCCGUCGGGGACGAUGUGGCUACCAUCCUGUCCCGACGCAUCGCCGUGGAGUACAGCGACUCCGACGACGACUCGGAGUUCGACGAGAAUGACUGGUCCGACUGAGGUCGAGCCAGGCCCCGCAGCAGGCGACAGGCGGGCAGCGUUUGGAGGCCUCUACAUGGUCUCAGCCUCCCCAGUAGUGGUAUUCUAAUCCUGUAGCUUAGCACCUUUUGUAUUAAUAAUGUGAUAUCGCUUCUGCACAUCCAAAACUUCUGGGUUUUUUCAGUAUUUACUGUGUAAUACUUAAGUGCCACUCAGCAUAGCCAGCCUUGCUGCACACGAGGAAGUACACUAAUUAUUGCAUUGUCCUCAGCACAGCACCUUGCUUUCCUCCCGGCCGUGGAAGUGUUUAGUGCAGUUUGGGUUAACUGUUGAUCGCUACAAUUCCGCAGACUCGUUGUGUGUGCGCGCGCCUGGGUGGGUAUGUGUGUGUGUGUGAGUGUGUGUGUGUGUGUGUGUGAAGCUGCCUGGUGUCAGGUCUUGGCAAGAUUUCACAACUGUGUCAGUGUAAUGUCUUCCCAUCCAUAAAUGGUAUCGCUUUACCAUUUUGGGACUUUUUGCCCCCCUUUCCUUUUAAAAACAAUGUGUUUCAGAAGAAGUUAGCUCUCCAGGGAACGCAGAAGAACCAGCGUUUCCACCUUGGAUUUCUCGACGUGGUGGUGGCUGAGUGAAUCUGAAUGGUCUGUUGCCUGAUCUCAUUGCCUUUGCAUGCUUGUCGAAUGUGACCUUGGCAGGGGUCCCUGUGCUGGAGGACAAUCUCAGUACAAGGAGUCAGCAGCUCAGUGCCCACAGAAGUGGAGAGCCAGGGCCCACGGGGCUGCCAGUCAGAACACCGGCAAGCCCUUGCAGCUCAGGGGCCUCCCGGCUGGGACUGCCACAAACAAGCCAGGCCUGAGCUGCCCGGUGGGGCCUGGGAUGCAGGGACUGACUGCCCUGCUCCCUUGCUUCUCUGGGAGCUGUGAGCUCAGUGUGGCAGCGGGCUUCUCAACUCCUCCUACAUGCCCAGCAGGAGGGCGUCAGAUGACACCUC